CCAGCGGCAGGAAAAGGAGCGAAUGGCCCCGGCCGUGCUGCCAGAGGGAAGGGCUGGCUGGCUGGCGGGGGCAGCGCCGGGAGAGCCCCGGGACGGGCGGUGAGUACGGAGCGAGGACGGCUCCGCUGCCGGGAGGGCUCUGCCCAAGGCUGACAGAAUGACAAGGAGCAGCCAGGGGGACGUGGCCCGGAACGCGCUCUGCAGGAGCCCCUUUCUCAGCGUCAAGUUCUUUGUGUUCUGCCACGGGCUGCUGCAGCUCUCCCAGCUCCUGGUCUCUGGCUACCUGAAGAGCUCCAUCUCCACCAUCGAGAGACGCUAUGGCCUCUCCAGCCAGACCUCGGGGCUGCUGGCCUCCUUCAACGAGGUUGGGAACACGCUGCUGAUCGUCUUUGUCAGCUACCUGGGCAGCCGCGUGCACCGGCCGCGCCUCAUCGGCUGCGGGGCCCUGCUGGUGUCCCUGGCCGGCUUCCUGAUGGCCCUGCCCCACUUCCUCACGGGGCCCUACGAGUACGACCGCUCCGUGGCCAGCACCUCCAGCAACACCACGGACCUGUGCCAGCCCGGGGCGCCGGGGGCCUGGGCCAACCUGAGCGAUGCCAGCUGCACCCCCCACGCCUCCAGGGAGAACCACGAGGUUCUCCUGGUGAUGUUCGUGGCCCAGGCCCUGCUGGGCAUCGGCGGCGUGCCCAUCCAGCCCUUCGGUAUCUCCUACAUCGACGACUUCGCCAGCGAGAGGAACUCCCCCCUCUACCUGGGAAUCCUGUUCUCCCUGACGGUGGUUGGGCCGGGGGUGGCCUUCAUGCUGGGCUCUGCCAUGCUCAGGUUCUACGUGGACGUGGACAAAGUCAGCUCAGCUGAGGUGCAGCUCACCAACAAGGACCCGCGCUGGGUCGGGGCCUGGUGGCUCGGCUUCCUGGUGGCCGCCAGCCUGGUGGCCCUGUGCGCCCUGCCAUACUUCUUCUUCCCGCGGGAAAUGCCCAAAGAGGAAUCAGUGGAGACUGGGGGUUCCCCGACCUGUUUGGCCAGCUCAGCCUGGGGAUGCAGUGAUUUACUGCUGGCUGAGGUGCUGAGAGGGAAGGACAGAGGCAGCAAGAAGAGGGAGAACAUGCUGAGCCAGCUCAGGCCGAGGUCCCAGCACACGGAGAGCCUCUCCCUGGCGGAGUUCAUCAGACGUUUUCCCGUGGUGCUGCUGAGGAACCUGCGGCACCCCGUGUACCUGCUGGUGGUGCUGGCUCAGGUCAACAUCUCUGCCAUGGUUGCUGGAUUAGCAACCUUCAUGGGCAAGUUCCUGGAGAGACAGUUCUCCCUCACAGCCUCCCUGGCCAACAUGAUCAUUGGUGCUGUGAACAUCCCCGGGGCCAUGGUCGGGAUCGUGGUGGGCGGUGCCAUCCUGAAGCGGUUCCAGGUGUCCCUGAGGCAGUGCAGUGCCCUGUGUGUGCUGGGCAUGCUGCUCUGCCUGCUCACCGCCUUCCCCCUGCUCUUCCUGGGCUGCCCCACGCAGAAGGUGGCGGGUGUCACCCACUGGGACAGCUCUGGCUCUGGCCACCCCGCCACGGCGUGCAACGCGCGGUGCCGCUGCCCCGAGAGCGGCUUCAACCCCGUGUGCGGCUCCGACGGCGUGGAGUACACGUCCCCCUGCUCUGCUGGCUGCAGCAGCGUGGCCCUGCGCCCCGACAGCUCCGUCCUGAACUACACCGGCUGCAGCUGCCUUGGGGCGCCGGGAGCGGCGGGCGUCGCCAGGCCGGGCACCUGCGGCGCCGGCUGCUCCCACCUCUUCGUGCCCUUCGUGGUGCUCUCCUGCCUGGCAGGCAUCCUGGCCAGCACCUCCCACACGCCGUCCUUCAUGCUCAUCCUGAGGAGCAUCCAGCCUGAAGACAAAUCAUUUGCUGUUGGCAUACAGUUCAUGCUGCUGAGAGUUUUAGCGUGGAUGCCGGGCCCGGUGCUGUACGGCAGCGCCAUCGACACCAGCUGCGUGCUGUGGGAGAGGAGGUGUGAGCGCAGGGCAGCCUGCAGAUACUACGACAAUACCCUCUUCAGGCACAGGUAUCUGGGGCUGCAGUUCUUCUUCGAGGUGGGCGCCUUCCUGUGCUUCGGGGCCGUGUAUCUGAUCCUCAGGAAGCAGGAGAGGGAAGCCAGCCAGGCAGAGGAGACAAAGGCCGAGCCAGAGAAGGAGAAACUGGCAGGAAGGUCCACAAAGAGCCCGGAAUCCAAAGUGUGACAGUGAAAUGUGGAUCGUGAUCCGUGCUGGGGAGGUGAAUCAGCCCACAGCCGAGCUGGGCAGGGUGGAUGCUUGGAGUGAUGGACCCGGGGCUGCUUCCUGCUCUCUCGGCUGGGAUGGACUCUUCCUGCACUGCAUGGAUCCAUCCACACGUUGUUCUCCUCAGGGGUGCAGCUUGUCCCUCCACAUGGAUUAGUCCUCACUCUUUAACCCGUGGACUCUGCAGCCUCCUGGGUUUGUGUCCUGCAAAGCAGUUUUUCCUGCUGACCGUCUCGGGAUGCCAGCACUGAACAGUAACCAUAAAUCUGAAGGGUUCUGUGGAGUGGUUUUUUUUUAAAUAAAUCAUUUUUAAGAAAUGGUUUUGUAC
Molecule: messenger RNA, 2585 nt
Organism: Onychostruthus taczanowskii (white-rumped snowfinch)
Lineage: Eukaryota; Metazoa; Chordata; Aves; Passeriformes; Passeridae
Gene: SLCO2B1
Product: solute carrier organic anion transporter family member 2B1
Exons: 16
Coding region: 158-2218 (686 amino acids)
Biological process (GO): sodium-independent organic anion transport; bile acid and bile salt transport; transmembrane transport
Cellular component (GO): membrane
Molecular function (GO): bile acid transmembrane transporter activity; protein binding
Source: RefSeq, a predicted model, not a curated record